CAUGGGCGAACAAAACACAUGGAUACGAACACGCCGAAGAAGGAUGGAGGAUUCAGAAUGUGUAUCGACUACCGCGCGCUCAACCGGAUCACCAUCAGUCAUGUUACCCGAUCCCAUGAGCCGACAAACUUCUUGACCAACUUUGAGGGGCCAAGUUUUUCUCGAAAAUCGACUUGCGUGGAGGUUACCAUCAGAUUCGCGUCGUCGCCGAAGAUUGUCACAAGACGGUAUUUCCAAUCCGCUAUGGCAGCUACGAGUACCUGCCGACGACGUACGCAACUGGUUCUAGCGGAAACGACGCCAUCCUCGUGGUCGUUGACCGACUCACGAAUAUGGCCCACUUCAUCGCCUGCCAAUAGAAAAUUACAGCUGAGCAAACUGCCCAACUGCUCAUCGCCAACGUCAUCAGACUGCACGGAUUGCCCACCACCAUUAUUUCUGACCGAGGCCCGAAAUUCACAUCGAAUUUCUGGUGCCACCUGUGGGACCAAUUCGGCACCAAACUACAGUUUUCCUCCGCCUACCACCUACAGACUGAUGGGCAGACUAAACGAGUCAACCAAACUAUGGAGCAACUCAUUCGAACUACCUGCACUGACCCACAGACAUGGGAGCAAUCCCUUCAGCUGCUGGAAUUCGAGUAUAAUAAUGCGCCUUCCGCAUCAACCCACCAAUCCCCACUUUUCCUUUAUUACGGUCAGGACCCCGUGGUACCCUCUACACCAAACAUCGAGACACCCGUACCCCGAUCCCAGCGAUUUGCCGAAUACAUCCUCGCAACCCGAGAAAAAGCAGCCCAGGCAAUCCGGAAAGCCAACCUGGUCGCAAGCCGACAAGCCGAUCGUCAUCGACGUGACGUCACCUACAAAGUGGGGGAUCUCGUGCUACUUGACACUCGCAAUUUGCGGAAAGAAGGGCAGGGGAAAGGGAGAGAAGGGCAGGGGGAUAGGGAGAGAAGGGCAGGGGGAAAGGGAGGAGGGCAGGGGGAAAGGGAGAGAGGGCAGGGGAAAGGGAGAGAAGGGCAGGGGAAAGGGAGAGGAGGGCAGGGGAAAGGGAGGCGGGCACGGGGAAAGGGAGAGAAGGGCAGGGGGAAAGGGAGAGGAGGGCAGGGGGAAAUGGAGAGGAUGGCAGGGGGAAAGGGAGAGAAUGGCAGGGUUAAGGGAGAGAAGGGCAGGGGGAAAGGGAGAGAAGGGGGGGGAAAGGGAGAGAAGGGCAGGGGAGGAAGGGAAGGGGGGAAAGGGAGAGGAGGGCAGGGGGAAAGGGAGAAGAGGGGAGGGGAAAGGGAGAGGGGGGGGGGAAAGGAGAGAGGGCAGGGAGAAAGGGAGAGGAGGGGAGGGGGAAUGGGAGGAGGUCAUGGGGAAGGGAGAGGAUGGCAGGGAGAAAGGGAGGAGGGCAGGGGGGAAAGGGAGAGAAGGGCAGGGGAAAGGGAGAAGGGCAGGGGGAAAGGGGAAGAGGGCAGGGGGAAAGGGAGAGAGGGCAGGGAGAAAGGGAGGAGGGGGGGGAAAUGGAGAGGAGGACAGGGGAAGGGGAGAGGAUGGCAGGGAGAAAGGGAGAGGAGGGCAGGGGGAAAGGGAGAGAAGGGCAGGGGAGGGAGGAAGCAGGGGGAAAGGAGAGAAGGGCAGGGGAAAGGGAGAGAAGGGCAGGGGAAAGGGAGAGGAGGGCAGGGGGAAAGGGAGAGGAGGGCAGGGGGAAAGGGAGAUAAGGGCGGGGAAAGGGAGAGGAGGGCAGGGAGAAAGGGAGAGGAGGGCGGGAAGGGGAGAGGAGGGCAGGGGAAAGGGAGAUGAGGGGAUGGGGGAAAGGGAGAAGGGCGGGAAAGGAGAGAGGAGGCGGGGAAAGGGAGGGAAGGCAGGGGAAAGGGAGGGGGGAGGGGGAAAGGGAGAGAAGGGCAGGGGAAGAGAGCGGGCGGGAAAGGAAGAGAAGGGCAGGGGAAAGGGAGAGGAGGGCACGGGGAAAGGGAGAGAAGGGCAGGGGGAAAGGGAGUGGAGGGCAGGGAGAAAUGAGCGGAUGGCAGGGGAAAGGAGAGAAGGGCAGGGGAAAGGGAGAGAAGGGCGGGGAAAGGGGAAGAGGGCAGGGGAAAGGGAGAGAAGGCAGGGGAAAGGGAGAGAAGGGCGGGGGAAAGGAGAGGAGGGCAGGAAAGGGAGAAGGGCAGGGGAAAGGGAGAGGGCAGGGGGAAAGGGAGAAGGGCAAGAGGAAAGGAGAGAAGAGCAGGGGGACAGGGAGGAGGAGGGGGAAAGGGAGACGAGGGCAGGGGGAAAGGAGAGGAGGCGGGAAAGGGAGACGAGGGGAGGGGGAAAGGGAGGAGGGCACGGGGAAAGGGAGAGAAGGCAGGGGGAAAGGGGAGGGCAGGGAAAGGGAGGGAGGGCAGGGGGAAAGGGAGAGGAGGGAGGGGGAAAGAGGAGGAGGCGGGGAAAGGGAGAGGAGGGCACGGGGAAAGGGAGAGAAGGGCGGGGAAAGGAAGAGGAGGGCAUGGGGAAGGGAGUGGAGGGCAGGGGGAAAGCGAGAGAAGGGCAGGGGGAAGUGAGAGGAGGGCAGGGGAAAGGGAAAGGAGGCGGGAAAGGAGGGAGGGGAGGGGGGAAAGGAGAGAGGGCGGGGAAAGGGGGGAGCAGGGGGAAGGAAGAGGCAGGGGGAAAGGGAGAGGGGGAGGGGGAAAGGGAGAGGGGGAAAGGGAGAGGAGGGCAGGGAAAGGGAGAGGGCAGGGGGAAAGGGAGAGGAGGGCACGGGGAAAGGGAGAGAAGGCAGGGGAAAGGGAGGGGGCAGGGGAAUGAGAGGAUGGAGGGGGAAGGAAGGGCAGGGGAAAGGGGAGGGCGGGGAAAGGAGAAGAGGGCAGGGAAAGGGAGAGAAGGGCAGGGGAAAGGGAGAGAGGGAGGGGAAAGGGAGAGGAGUGGAGGGGGAAAGGGAGACGCUCCGCAAAGGUAGCACAAAGUGCAGUAGAUUGCAAGUUCAUGGAGAACUUACCGUACAAGGAGUGGAAGGCGGAGAAUCAAGCGAAGAUUGGUGUGCGGCUUGGAGAGGUGAAGAGUACCGGCUUGGAGCAUGUGGAGCUGCCCUUGGAGCUGAGUAGCAGCAGCACAAUCACGAGGCAAUCUCCUCAAAUGAAUGGGGAUGAGGAGG
Molecule: messenger RNA, 3111 nt
Organism: Closterium sp. NIES-67
Lineage: Eukaryota; Viridiplantae; Streptophyta; Zygnematophyceae; Desmidiales; Closteriaceae
Source: the annotation of a GenBank genome assembly